Messenger RNA from Coccinella septempunctata (seven-spotted ladybird), 1927 nucleotides. RefSeq lists its product as uncharacterized. The coding region runs from base 237 to 1415 and encodes 392 amino acids. Lineage: Eukaryota; Metazoa; Arthropoda; Insecta; Coleoptera; Coccinellidae. Gene Ontology annotation, molecular function: odorant binding; olfactory receptor activity. The transcript is spliced from 6 exons. The record is from RefSeq and is a predicted model, not a curated record. Gene Ontology annotation, biological process: sensory perception of smell; detection of chemical stimulus involved in sensory perception of smell. Gene Ontology annotation, cellular component: plasma membrane.
GAAUAUCAAUAGUAUAGGAUUGUUUGAAUCGUACAAAAAAUUGUUGUUCUAACGAUCAAUCCUGAACAACUCACAAGUGUCGAUUGCAGGUAUUUUUUUCAAGGUUAAAUCGCAAUUAUUCAAAUUAUCAUCGUUAUGUAAUUCAGCAAUCUGAUUCGAGACAAUUGCAGACAAUAUUUUCCUCUGUAUGAAGAUCUUCGAACAAGAUCAAUUUCUUCAGAUAUUCCCAAAUUUCGAUGAUCCUCUGCGGUAUGUGGCCUUUAAAACUGAAAAGUCCAUUCCUUCAACAUGCCUACAAAACCUACAGAUUAUUCAUGAGGCUGGAGCUGAUUGGUGCACUUCUAUUGUGCGGCCCAAUAACAGUACCUUAUGCUUUUUUCAUCGAUAAAACUCUGUUCAGCGAAACCUUGAGCUAUGAAAUACAGUACAUAACUCUUCUGUUAAAAGUAUGGGUGUUCGAAUCUGAAGCUGCAAGGAACCUGCUCAAAGAAUCCCUGGAGAUAGAAGAAAGGAUGGCCGAUUCGGGGAUCCAGGAAAAUUUGAGAAUCCUGAGGAGAAAUAAGAGGAUCAAUGUCAAAUUGUCGAUAAUUUACACGUUGAUGAUAACCAGCGCUUUCGUUAUGUUUUGUAACGCCUUACUCAUUCAAACCGAGACCAAUUGGAAGGAAAUUGAACGUAAUUUGAACGGUACUUUGUCUUCAAAGUCAGUGAAAAGGCAACCUAUAGUGUUCACCCUGCCUUAUAUGAGUGGAGGGUGGUUUUAUAUUGGGAUGUUCGCACAGACUCUGGGUGUUAUCUUCGUUAUACUUUAUUCCAUAGCCACACAGUCCAUAUUUUUCACGUAUGUGACAUUCACUGUUGCCCAGAUACAGGCGUUGAGGCAUUCCCUAAAAAAUUUCGAAGAAAAUGUGGAUUAUUCAAUAUGCCAAUCAAAGGAAAGUUGUAUAGAACAGUCGCUCAAACGGAAUAUACUAACUCACCAAAAACUGAUAAGAUAUGUUAAGUCCCUAGAUGGUUUCCUAAAAUACGCCACUUUAUUCGAUUUCGCUUUUUAUUCCCUGCAAAUAGGAGCCACUGUCAGCAAAAUAUUGUCGGAGAUUAAGCAUUCAGAAUAUUCUGCUGUAUUGUUCCACGUCAAUUAUCUAUGCUUCAAUUACUUAGGAUUACAUUUUAACUACACGAGCGCAUAUGAAAUCAUUUUCGAGAGUUCUGGCCUCUCAAUGUCUAUCUACGAGAGUAGAUGGUACGAACAGAAAGUGAACAUUAGGAGAAGCUAUAUCAUGAUGAUGAGGCAAAUGAAACAUCCCCUGUGCCUGCACAUUGGACCUCUGUACGCUAUGUCGAAUGAGAUGUUGAUUCUGAUCAUCAAGGCUGCUUACUCCUAUGUGACCCUUUUGAGCAAAUCUUCAGAAUAGAAAUUUCAACGUUUACGAAUCAAAACACGAAAAUAGCUGCAUAGUUCGAUAUGUGUAUGUGAGCAAUAUACAUAUAGGUAUCUGAACAUUAAUAACCCUCACUAUUUUGUUCCAAUGUUUCCCAUUUCUUUUCAGUAUAUUUCAUCGAAAAUAUGAAGGGAGUAACGAAAGGUUUCGAAAAUGCUACCCCUGCUUAGUUCUUAGAUACAGCUCUCUAAAGAUUGCACUUGAAAUGCAAGUCCCAUUUAACAUAUUCUUUGUUCAAACUUUGUUAUGGAAAUCAAAUUGAACAAUGGUCAAUAUAAUAUCUGCCAAUAACAUUUAUUCUGGGGCAAAACAUGUAGUUCAACAAAAAUUAAACGUAUAAGUGUGAAACAUUAAACAACUGAAUUAUUUGCCGUAUACAAUUACUGGGUAUUUAUAUACAUAAGGGUAGUAGGGGUAGUAGGGAUAUCCUAUAUAGGCGCUCUCAGCUCCUUCCAGUUCGUCCUUCGGUCCAGUUUUGGCAGAAU